Molecule: messenger RNA, 4233 nt
Organism: Drosophila serrata
Lineage: Eukaryota; Metazoa; Arthropoda; Insecta; Diptera; Drosophilidae
Gene: Usp7
Product: Ubiquitin-specific protease 7
Biological process (GO): protein deubiquitination; regulation of protein stability
Cellular component (GO): nucleus; cytosol
Molecular function (GO): protein binding; cysteine-type deubiquitinase activity
Source: RefSeq, a predicted model, not a curated record
CUCUCCACGGCAGUUGGUCACACUUAUACAGCAGGCGUUCGUCGUUAUAUUAAAUUAAUAACCUAUGGCGAGUUACGCCAGGUGUUUUCUUGUAAAGUUUAAACGAUAACCAUCUGAUACAAAAUUUAUGUUUUCGACAAAUUCUUUUUUUGUUUGCUACCCCAAAUCCGACGUGCAAAACUUACACACCUACAGCAGCCGAAAACAGCGCAGCUACCCAUACCGAUGUAGAAGUGUACGGCCAUAAAUUGAAGUAAUCUUUUUCGCGAACGCCACCGGCAGUGCAGAGCGGUUAAAGAGCGCCGCAUAUAUGCUGGAAGAGCCGUCAACACCGUCAGAGUAUACCCAGAAGUUGUCCAGUUGAACCAGUGACACACGCCUCCAACAGCAACAGCAACACUCCUAAGGCAUCCCUCGCAACGCUUCCAAAUCCCUCAACCACCAACACAUCUGUCACCCCCCUCUCCCUUCCUCCCGAGAUCCUCCGGAUAACGGAGGAGCCGCCAAAUUCAGCACCAUUCAAGUGCCGAGUAAGAUGGAAAUAGAAACAGACCACUCGAUCGAAGCAAUGGACACCCAGGACACCCAAGAGGUCGAGAUUAUCACCAGCGACCUCCAACAGCAGCAGCAGCAACAGCAACAGACUGCGCAGCAACAGCAGCAGCAGCAGCAGAACUCGCCACCGCAACUGCCGAAAUUCAAGAACCUGAUCCAUCCGCAGCUGCACGCCGCGGGAGCAAUAACUCAGCUGCCCAGCGAGAACGGCAACGUGCCGCCACAGCAGCUACUCGCCGACAGCAGUUCGACGACAUUUGCCGGCAAUAACGAUUCGGUGGAGGCCAUGGGCAUGGACGAUGAAACGAAGGAGGACCAGUUCCGAUCGGAGACGACAUUCUCCUUCACGGUGGAGAAUGUUGGGCAGCUAAAGAGCCAGCGGUUGUCGCCGCCCGUCUAUGUGCGAAUGCUGCCAUGGAAGAUAAUGGUUAUACCCAAUGAGCGGGCACUGGGCUUCUUCCUGCAGUGCAACGGGGAGAACGAUUCGCCGUCAUGGUCGUGCAAUGCCAUUGCCGAGCUGCGGCUCAAGUGUCACAAGCCGGACGCCCAGCCCUUCUCGCGGCAGCGCAUCAAGCAUUUGUUUUAUUCGAAGGAGAACGACUACGGUUACUCGAACUUCAUAACCUGGCAGGAGCUGCAGGAUGCGGACAAGAGUUAUGUGCACAACAACAGCAUCACGCUGGAAGUACAUGUCAUUGCCGAUGCCCCGCACGGCGUCCUCUGGGAUUCGAAGAAGCACACCGGCUAUGUGGGGCUCAAGAAUCAGGGCGCAACCUGUUACAUGAACUCGCUGCUCCAGACGCUGUACUUCACCAACUCCUUGCGGCUGGCCGUCUAUCGUAUUCCCACGGAGGCCGAUGAUAGCACCAAAUCGGUGGGUCUAUCGCUGCAGCGGGUCUUCCACGAACUGCAGUUCGGUGAUCGUCCGGUGGGCACCAAGAAGCUAACCAAAUCAUUUGGCUGGGAGACGCUCGACUCGUUCAUGCAGCACGAUGUGCAGGAGUUCCUGCGCGUUCUCCUCGACAAGCUGGAGUCGAAGAUGAAGGGUACGUGCCUGGAGGGCACCAUACCCGGCCUGUUCGAGGGCAAAAUGUCCUCGUACAUCAAGUGCAAGAAUGUGGACUACAACAGCACACGCUACGAGACCUUCUACGACAUUCAGUUGAAUAUCAAGGAUAAGAAGAACAUUUACGAGUCCUUCCAGGACUAUGUGGCCUCCGAGACGUUGGAGGGCGACAACAAAUACGAUGCCGGAGUGCAUGGCCUGCAGGAGGCCAGCAAGGGCGUCAUCUUCACUUCAUUCCCGCCCGUCCUUCAUCUGCAUUUGAUGCGUUUCCAAUACGAUCCCAUCACGGAUAGCUCGAUCAAGUACAAUGAUCGCUUCGAGUUCUAUGAGCAGAUCAAUUUGGAUCGGUAUUUGGCCGAGGGCGAGAAGACAUCGGCGGAUUAUGUGCUGCACGCGGUGCUGGUGCAUUCAGGUGACAACCAUGGCGGUCACUAUGUGGUCUUCAUCAAUCCAAAGGCGGACGGACGUUGGUUUAAGUUUGACGACGAUGUGGUCUCCAGCUGCCGCAAGCAAGAGGCCAUUGAACAGAAUUACGGCGGCAUGGAUGAUGAGAUAUCGUUCCAUGCCAAGUGCAGCAAUGCCUACAUGCUGGUCUACAUCAGACAGUCGGAGCUGGAUCGUGUCCUGGGCGACAUACCCGAGAGCGAGAUCUCGAGUGAUCUUGUCGAACGACUCGAUCUGGAGAAGCGCAUCGAGAUGGCGAGACGCAAGGAGCGCAGCGAGGCCAAUCUUUAUGUGUCCGUGCACGUUAUACUCGAGGAGUACUUUGAGGGCCAGCAGAAGCGUCGUCUCUUUGAUCUGGAGAAGACCCACCAGCGGCCGUUUAAGCUCAAGCAGAACCAAACCGUCGACGAGCUGGUGGAUAUGUUUGUCAAGGGAUUUGGCGUGUCGCGGGAUCGCAUGCGGAUGUGGAACAUGUGCACAGCCCAAACGCAGAAGUUUCUGCACUUCGACUUCGAGGCGGAGAGCUCGCGCACCAUUGAGCAGAUACCCACGUCGCAGAAGCCCUGGGUCAUCUUCCUGGAGCUGGCCUCGCCCGAAAAUCCUGCUCCCCUGCCGCCCUUCAAUCCCAAGACAGAUGUCCUCCUGUUCCUCAAGUACUACGAUGCGCGAAACAAGCGGCUCAACUACAUCGGAUGCACACAGCAGCCGCAGAGCCGGCGUUUGAUCGACCUGGUGCCGGAGGUCAACAAGAAGCUGGGCUUCGAGCCGGACACCGAACUGACCAUCUUCGACGAGUACGCCGACAAGAAGGUGGCCAAUCUGAACGAGCCGAUCGACAGUGUUCUCUUCAUACCGCAGGAUCACCUGCAGGGUCCCAUUCUCAUCUUUGAGCGCGAGACCGUCGAUGCUAGGCUGGACCUGCCCACAGUGGAGGACUACUUCCUCGAUCUGGUCUACCGCAUCGAGAUCAUCUUCAGUGACAAAUGCAACCCCAACGAGCCGGACUUUACGCUGGAGCUCUCCAAUCGCUACAACUACGAUCAGCUAACCAAUGCGGUGGCCGAGCGCCUCAAUACCGAUCCCCAGAAGCUGCAAUUCUUUAUGUGCAUCAACAACUACAAGGAGACGGCGGGCAAUGCGGUGCCCUACACAUUCAAGGGCACCAUCAAGGAUCUGGUGGCAUACAACAAGGCGAGCACACCAAAACGGAUCUUUUACCAGCGAUUGUCGCUCAGCAUCCACGAGCUGGACAACAAGAAGCAGUUCAAGUGCGUCUGGGUGAGCAGCGACCUCAAGGAGGAGAAGGAGCUGGUGCUGUAUCCCAACAAAAACGACACAGUCAAGGGACUGCUGGACGAGGCGGCCAAGAAGAUAACGUUUGCGGAGAACAGUCGUCGAAAGUUACGGCUUUUAAAGGUCAGCAAUCACAAGAUAGUGGCGAUUUGUAAGGAUGAAAUAGCAUUGGAUACGCUGCUAAAGACCACCGAAUCGAUAUCGACGACGCAGGGCGCCCAGAAGAUCUAUCGCAUCGAGGAGGUGCCGGCGGACGAGAUGCAGCUGGCGGAGAACGAGUAUCUCAUACCGGUGGCCCAUUUCAGCAAGGAGCUGUACAACUCAUUUGGCGUACCAUUCCUCGCCAAGGCGCGUCAGGGCGAGCAGUAUGGUAUGUUGAAGCAACGCAUCCAGAAGCGCCUGAAUGUCCCGGACAAGGAGUGGGAGAACUACAAGUUCUGCGUCAUCACCAUGGGCCACAACGCGGAAGUGAACGACAAUACGACCGUGGACCUGGAUGUGUACCGAUGCUGGACCAGCGGCCAGUUGCCCUUCUUUGGGCUGGAUCACAUUAACAAAUCGCGCAAGCGCAGCUCGCUCAACUUCUCCGAGAAGGCCAUCAAGAUUUAUAAUUAGAAUGGAAAGAAAACAAAGAAGCUGAAACGGAUUGAGACAAAGUUGAAAGCGAGGGAAGCAAAAGAGGAGCAGCUGCAGCAGGAGCGACUCUGGGAGAUGGGAAAUAUGGGUUGGAUCACCAGGCCAGUCUCCUCUCCGGGUGUACAGUUUAACCACCAAGGGUAGCAACAGCUCGAAAUUUGAACAAGUGUCACGCGUCUCGGCCUCCCCUACUAUAUAUUUUAAAUAUAAAAGUUUUGUUUAAUCUUACGGCUAAGUCA